Perca fluviatilis (European perch) is the source of this 2905-nucleotide messenger RNA. RefSeq names its product neuromedin U receptor 3 (gene nmur3). Gene Ontology annotation, cellular component: plasma membrane. The record is from RefSeq and is a predicted model, not a curated record. NCBI's taxonomy places the organism in Eukaryota, Metazoa, Chordata, Actinopteri, Perciformes, Percidae. The coding region runs from base 287 to 1549 and encodes 420 amino acids. Gene Ontology annotation, biological process: G protein-coupled receptor signaling pathway. Gene Ontology annotation, molecular function: neuromedin U receptor activity. The transcript is spliced from 3 exons.
CCGUCUUCUAGGUUACAUCUCACCAUCAUCAGCUCUGCAGCGCAGUUGUCAACCUCCGUCUGCCUCUUGUCUGUAGCGUCCAACAACUUUUCCAUUUUCUAUUUUGUGUUUUAUUUGCCUCAUUUGCGCCGUUUGUUUCGUCAUUUCCAAUCAUGAUCAGAGCGCGUUGUAAGAAGCGGGUUACAAACCAGCAGCAUCAAGCAGGCCCCGAGUGUUGAACAGACAGAGAAGUCGGCGCAGGAUGUGUUGACAUCUCCUCGUUGUUCCUCCAGUUCUCCUCUCUGAAAUGGAGCUCUCUUUGCAGGGCUCCUCUUCAAACGCAUCCAAACUGUUCCACGACUACAGCAUGCCCCUAAAUAUCACUGGGAAUUACACCAACGACCAAUUCACUGAAGCCAACCUCUUUCAUAUCCUGGGUCCAAAACGAUCUCCCUUCUUCCUCCCCGUGACCACUGUUUACCUUCUCAUCUUCCUCACCGGCCUGUCUGGGAAUCUGCUCACAUGUGCGGUGAUAGCCAAGAACAAGAAGAUGCGAAACCCCACCAACCUCUACCUGGUGAGCCUGGCGGUGUCGGACCUCCUGAUGCUGUUGUUCGGGAUGCCUCUGGAGAUCUACGACCUGUGGCAGAACUACCCGUUCCCUUUUGGCGAGGGCGGCUGCUACUUCAAGACCUUCCUUUUCGAGACGGUCUGCUUCGCCUCAAUCCUCAACGUCACAGCGCUGAGCGUGGAGAGGUAUAUAGCUGUGGUGCACCCACUCAAAACACGAUACCUGUCGACUAACCAGCACGCCAAGCGGGUCAUCACCAUCUUGUGGAUGGUGGCGAUGAUCUGUGCUAUCCCCAACACCUCCCUGCACGGCAUCUUCUACCUGCCAGAGAGAAUGGAGGAGUCGGCCAUAUGCACCGUGCUGAAGCCCCUGUGGAUCUACAACAUGGUCAUGCAGAUCACCACUGUGUGCUUCUAUUUCGUGCCCAUGAUGAUGAUUAGCAUGCUGUACCUGGUGAUGGGUCUUCAUCUGUGCAGAGAAAGGCGGCAGCCCAGCGGCAACCUGGGAAAGACCGGUCAAAGGAAGAUCAGUGCGAAUGGGCGCAGGAGACAGAUCAACAAGAUGCUCUCGAUCGUUGUGGCGGUGUUUGGAAUCUGCUGGGCACCCUUUCACAUCGACAGGCUCCUGUGGAGUUCCAUUAGCCAGUGGACUGAUUUGAUGCACAACAUCUAUCAAUACGUCCACAUCCUGUCGGGAGUCUUCUUCUACCUCAGCUCAGCAGUCAACCCCAUCAUCUACAGCCUGCUCUCUACACGGUUCAGGGAAGGCUUCCGAGAACUCGUUUGCUCCCAGACGGAGGAUAACAGCUCUGUCAGAGACUCACCGCCAUUCCCUAGGAUUUUACUCGAACCCUCUGUGUCAAGUGCCAGAGCUCAGGCUGAGAGUAAGGACUCCAAUGCUUUUAUUCCCUUGUUGACUCCUAACAUGACACUGAGCAUGGACACUGUAAUCCUCACACGUGCAUGUAAAGAGACAGCCUGCAAGACUUCUGUGUUCUAACUGAGACUUGAUUUAAAUAAGCUAACAAGCAAGAGCAAUGAGAAGAUCGAUACUAGUCUCAUAUCUGUUAAAUAUGAAGCUUAGCUUAGUAUAAAUACUGGAAAAGGGGAAGCGGCUAACCUGGCUCCCAAGGUAGCCACCAAUCAGCAGGUCUCACAUUACCAUGUUACUGCGUAUGUCAUUUGUUCAAUCUGUAAAAGAAACCAAAAAAGAACACCAGUUUAAAGACACAGUCAAAUGAAAAAUACAUUUUCCAAGUUGUAAUACUGUGUCCUUUUGUAAAUUAUUCAUUAUCUUUUCUUACAUGCUAAACACAAAAUAUAUAUAAAAAAGAAAAGAAAAAAAGCAUUUUUUACAACAACCUCCCUCUCUUCCUGCAAAACGUAAAAUUAUUUUGAAUGACUCAUCUUGAACUUGGAAAGAGUAACAUGAAUUAAUCAAAUGUGUUUUUGUUUGACUACCUAACCCCUCUAAUCAUAAUACACGUAUCACUAUAUGCAUAUCACUCUUGGAACUAAAUAGCAUAUCCUGUUUAAAACGUCACAUUACUGAAGCUACGGCCAGUCUAACUUCCGUUUCCUUUAAAAACAAGUUGUGGUUUUAGGGGACCAAGAAAGAUGUUUUUACACUUAGGCUUGGUACAGAUUAAACAAAGAGAUAUACGUUAAUUACUGAGAUUUAAAGGUGCAAAUAAUUGUUUUUUUUAACCUUCAGACAGAGCCAGGCAAGCUGUUCCUCCUUGUCUCCAGUCUUUAUGCUAAGCUAAGAUAACCGUCUGCUAGCUCCAGUGGUAUUGAUCUUCUAGUUUAACUCUUGGCGAGAAACUAAAAGAAUGUCAAAUUGUUCCUUUAAACAUAUUACUGUACAUGUGUUUAAAGAGCUUACAUGUAUAUGAACUUUGAUUUGAUUUUGUUUGUUACAGUGGAUAAUACUGUUUAACAGUGCCUGCAUAUUCCACCUGCUGUCUUAUUCUGUAUCUGCUGUAUGCCUUAGAGGUUGAAUCCAAAGGGAAAGUAGGAUCAAAUCUGAUACGAAUGAUAACAUGAUGCACUUGAUUAUUUUUGUUCUCAUUCGGAAAUUGAUGUGUGUUGCUGGGCAGCAAAGAAAAAAAGAAAACAAAAAAGGUAAAAUACUUUUCCGUGUUUCAGUGGUACUUGUGAACAAAGAAUGUAGCCAAAUGCUUUGCUGUGAGCUUUUCCUAAUCUGGUUUUGUCUCUUGUUGCACGGCCAGCCAUCGUGUACAUGAUUUGAUUGAUCGGUCAGCCCUCGUUCACUGUGAUUGCAGAGUUAAAAAGUGAUUAUGGCUAUUGUGCAAUGUCUGAUUUAAAAGAAAUAAAUGUUGAAGCUGUCCACACA